AUGGCAUCCCUUCGCACCCGCUCUCUACCUCUCCGCGCCCUCCGCGCAACACCGACCGUGACACAGCCCUCGUCAUGUCUCCGCCAGAUUUCCCCUCUCCCUUCAACCAAGCCAUGCAAUCCCUCGACAACACGCUGGCACUCAACAUCUUCCGUCUCCCCCGAUGAACUCUCCCACUUCUCUGCCCUCGCCAGCUCAUGGUGGGACCCCAUGGGCCCGUCUCGAAUCCUCCAUCUGUUCAACCCUCUCCGCCACGAAUUCAUCGCAACCUGCCUUGCAGAUAGCCCGCCCCCAGCAAUCCAAGACCCAACAUCCAACACCGCGAACCUCCAUUACCUCGACAUCGGCUGCGGCGGUGGCAUCUUCGCCGAAUCACUUGCGCGGACAAUUCCCCUCGACCCCUCCGCGCCAUCCCCGACACCCACGCGCGCAGCCUCAAUGACAGCCGUUGAGCCUUCGACAGCACUUGUCCAGAUCGCCCGCGAACACGGACGCAUGGAUCCAACAGUUGAUUCGCACUUGCGCAGCGGCAAGUUCCGAUACCUGAAUACGACGCUGGAAGACGUUCUGUCCAGCUCGACACCGGAGAAGCCCGCGCAAUUCGAUGUCGUCACGCUCUUCGAGGUCAUUGAACACAUCGAUCCUUCAACCACAACACCACAACAAUUCCUGGCGAACUGCCUUCGAGCCCUCAAACCAGGCGGCUGGCUGAUCGGAUCUACAAUCGCCCGCACGUUCCCAUCUUGGAUUUUGAACCAGGUUAUUGCUGAGGCGCCGUGGCCGAUCGGUGUUGUUCCUCGUGGUACGCACGAGUGGAGCAAAUUCGUCAAUCCACCAGAGUUGAAGGCUUGGGCGCAGGAGGGGUUGAUGCGGGCUGCUGAUACGGGAGUUAAGCGGGGUGGGCCAGCGGACCUGGCGGGCAUGCAGUGGAAGUGUGUUGGGACUAUCUAUGUCCCCGGGCUUGGGUGGAAGAUCGUGCCUGGGUCUGAAGACUGGGGGAAUUAUUUCUGGGCUAUUAAGAAGGGUGUCUGA
Molecule: messenger RNA, 1032 nt
Organism: Penicillium maclennaniae
Lineage: Eukaryota; Fungi; Ascomycota; Eurotiomycetes; Eurotiales; Aspergillaceae
Product: 3-demethylubiquinone-9 3-methyltransferase
Exons: 1
Coding region: 1-1032 (343 amino acids)
Biological process (GO): ubiquinone biosynthetic process
Molecular function (GO): 2-methoxy-6-polyprenyl-1,4-benzoquinol methyltransferase activity
Source: RefSeq, a predicted model, not a curated record